Dermochelys coriacea (leatherback sea turtle) is the source of this 1687-nucleotide messenger RNA. RefSeq names its product acrosin-binding protein-like. NCBI's taxonomy places the organism in Eukaryota, Metazoa, Chordata, Testudines, Dermochelyidae. The transcript has 3 exons. The record is from RefSeq and is a predicted model, not a curated record. The coding region runs from base 569 to 1687 and encodes 372 amino acids. Gene Ontology annotation, cellular component: acrosomal vesicle; nucleus.
ACAGGGAAACAAGGGGAGGACUAGGAGCUCAUUGGCUUGGAGGAAAUGGGGAAUGAGUUCGGAGGAGCCACGGAGAGGGGUAGAUUGGACUGCCUGGGAUGAGGUGCAGGGCACGGGAGAGGUGUAGGAGGUACUAGUUGGGGAGACCGGGAUUCGACAGCGGGCCCAGAUGAGGAGACUAGGAGAACCUUAAUAAUGUUCUUUCAAAGUAGUCUGCGUGUGUCUGCAGAUCUCCAAGUUUUUUAGUGUUAUAUACAGGUUCAUUGAAUGUAUGAAUCCCUGAGAGAGCAUGCACUCAAAUCCAUCCAUCACUAGAAGUUUCUGGAUCCAUUUGCCAAGAAUGGGGAUUUAUAGAACAAAUUCUUGAAAGCAAACAAUAUCCCACAAUUCCCUUCCCAGGGAAAAAAGGGGGAGGUGGAGGAGAGAGUUAACAGCACAAUUCAAGGCCCCAGUCCCAGACCAGGGAGUCACAACCAUCAUUCUGGCCAUCAUUCCCAGGAAAGGUGAGAAGAGGUCUCCCCCAUAAUUCAGGACCCCAUUCACAAGAGAAGGGGUCACUCGCACAGCUAUGGACCCAAUCCCCAGUGGAUGGGGUUCCUCCCAAAGGGUCAGGUCAGGUCAGGUCAUCCUACAGUUCUGCACCAUGUUUUCAAGAAAUUGUCACUUCUACAAUUCUGGACCGCAUACCCAAGAGAAGGGUUAUACCCCCAUCUACAGCCCUGCAAUUCUUUCCCCAAUAUCUAUCAUCCGCAGCAUUUCACUUCCUUCCUGCUCCUCUUUUGCAGUACUCUCAAGUUGGUGUUCUGCUGCCCACCUUCAGGAUGAGGGCUCAUUGCUAACUGGAACACCACUCUCAAAGCCAGAGUAUGAUCAGUUCUUCAAACCUCUUCAUGCUCCUUACCGAGCCAGUGCCAUCUGCCUCAUUCGUGCCUUGUAUGGUUGCCAGAAUUCUUUGAUCCAGAAAUUGGACCAAUACGAAAACCAUGGAGUCAUCCCUCAAGGGCCUGUAUGCUCAGACUUGCCAGAAAUUCCCUUCUUUGCAGACUUUUGUACGUUUACCUUUUAUCGCUGUACUAUGAAAAAGUAUUUUGUUAAGAGGGUUAUAUGCCCAGAAGAGAUCCAAAGCAAGUCUGGUAGGACACGAACCUUCAAUGAAGAUGUCACUGCCAGUGAUAGACUUUUGCCCCCAACAAAGCCCUCUACCCAGUCUUCCACCACCGCAGGACCCCUACCUCCUUCUGGUACAGGAGCAGCUGCUGUCAAGGAUAUCCUCCUAUCAACUUCACCCCAAUCCAACUCCCACACAAGAAUACUCUUAAUCUUCUCUCAAAACCCACCUAAACCUCAGAGCAUACCAGGAAACUCCCCUGUUAACCAGAUCAGAGAGGAGGCUGAAAGUGGCCAGCAGCAAGAAGAGCUGUCCAGCCCCCAGGAGUCCCAUCUACCUACCAGCGACCUGGAAGACCUCUUCCUGCGGCUAAAGGACCCCAACGUGCAGCACUGGAUGCAGGCAAUGCAGGUGCUGCUGGCCAAGCUGAAGACAGCAGGAGAACAAGAGUUACAGGCUACUUCCCUGAAGCUGCUGAUGGCACUGAACCAUGCAAACAUGCAGCAGGAGGUUAAGCCAACAGCCACAGAAACAGUUCAGGAGAGAGAAAAACAGGCAGCAGGGAAGAAGCAGCUAUGA